This is a messenger RNA of Symphalangus syndactylus (siamang), 4016 nucleotides long. RefSeq names its product protein phosphatase 1 regulatory subunit 21 (gene PPP1R21). The record is from RefSeq and is a predicted model, not a curated record. Lineage: Eukaryota; Metazoa; Chordata; Mammalia; Primates; Hylobatidae. Gene Ontology annotation, cellular component: early endosome; membrane.
CUCAGCCGCCUCCGUCCACCAUUACGGUGCCUCCACCUGCAGCUCCCAGGAGAUGGGCCGGGCGGUGUCUGCGUCCGUGAGCGUUUUUGCAGGGAGAAGCUGGAGUUUGAUUCUUCCUUUUCACUAAAGUAGCGGGCUUGGGACUGGGAUGUCAGAAAUUCUGGCUUCUGGCCUCUAAUGCUGGCCAAGAAGGGAAGGGAAAGGUGUGGACCACUCCUCACCUCACUGCUUCCUCAAUAUUCUCAGCCUAGGGAUGGGGAAGAUCAACCCUUCUCCCCUCCCACAGGGAUGAUAUGAGGUUAAAGAGAUUUAUCUUCCCCCGAAUCAAUUCGAGAGGGUAAAUAGAGACAUUCGGGUAAACUGCUUCACCAGGGAUGGGUGGUUAUGAAUGUAUUCACUGCUUUGGCAAGAGGUUGUCAGGAAUGAUUUUGAAAGCUUGAGUGCUACGACUCUAUCUUUUUCUUUCUCUUGUCCCUCGGUCACCCGGAAUGGGGCAGACACCCAGCAGGUGCUCAAUGCACAUUAAGCAACAUGGGGAGCUGCCCGUUUCUCGUGUUUAUGGCAUCAGUCUUUGAUAGAACCCUUUCCUUGGAAAAGGAUGCUGCAGUUUCUGGGUAGGGUGUUUCUAGUUUAAGAAUAUUUUAAUGAAGUUAUUAAAGCAGAAUUUUACAUCUUUGGAAAUUGAUUCAACAGUCAUUAAGCUUAGUUUUCAGUGAUCUUGGCAUUCAUGGAGUCAAUGGAAAGACGGUAAUUCCUUUUUGCAAUUUGGAGAAACUGAGACACAUUUUAUUCCUUAAGAUUUAAUUCAACAAAUAGCAAGAUGAAAUAUUCUUUGAAAAAUAAAACUUGUGCCUAAACAUACACACUUAAUUCUUCAUCAUCAAAUAGGAGUCUUUUGAGACACUACAUUUAUUUCAGUGAUGCUACCAUUAGCAAAACUUUGUUGCAUUUCCAUUUGAAAUUGUCUUAAGAGCCGGUGGCACAAUGUUAGUGAUGGCAAGUCUUCAUCUUUUGAAGGAGUGUUUCCUUGCUUGAAGGCCAGAAGUUGUUUGGAACAAAUCCAUGUGAUGAAGGGAGGUGGGUGGAGGUUGGCAAUGCUCAAAUUUGGCUCUACUAUUUUUGGUUGAAAAUGUCUCAUGAUCAACACCCGUGAAAAGAAGGGAAAAAAUAAGAAAAUAUUUCGUGAGUAUAAACUUCGGGCUCAGAAUCAGGUUCUGAAAAAAGGUGUUGUGGAUGAACAAGCAAAUUCUGCAGCUUUAAAGGAGCAACUGAAAAUGAAGGAUCAGUCAUUGAGAAAACUACAACAGGAAAUGGACAGUUUGACAUUUCGAAAUCUGCAGCUUGCCAAGAGGGUAGAACUACUUCAAGAUGAACUAGCUCUAAGUGAACCACGAGGAAAGAAAAACAAGAAAAGUGGAGAAUCUUCUUCUCAGUUGAGUCAAGAGCAGAAGAGUGUCUUUGAUGAAGAUCUGCAAAAGAAGAUAGAAGAGAAUGAACGGUUGCAUAUACAAUUUUUUGAAGCUGAUGAGCAGCACAAGCAUGUGGAAGCGGAGCUGAGGAGUCGACUGGCCACUCUGGAGACAGAAGCAGCCCAGCACCAAGCUGUGGUUGAUGGUCUCACCCGGAAGUACAUGGAAACCAUUGAGAAGCUGCAGAACGACAAGGCUAAACUAGAAGUAAAAUCUCAGACUCUAGAAAAGGAAGCCAAGGAAUGUCGACUUCGAACGGAAGAAUGUCAAUUACAGUUAAAGAAUCUUCAUGAAGAUUUGUCAGGUAGAUUGGAGGAAUCCUUGUCAAUCAUCAAUGAAAAAGUACCUUUUAACGAUACAAAAUAUAGUCAGUAUAACGCUCUGAACGUUCCACUCCACAAUAGGAGACACCAGCUGAAGAUGCGAGAUAUUGCUGGGCAGGCCCUGGCUUUUGUUCAGGAUCUUGUGACGGCUCUUCUAAACUUUCAUACCUACACAGAACAGAGGAUUCAAAUUUUUCCUGUUGAUUCUGCCAUUGACACUAUAUCUCCAUUGAAUCAGAAGUUCUCACAAUACCUUCAUGAAAAUGCAUCCUAUGUCCGCCCUCUUGAGGAAGGAAUGCUUCAUUUAUUUGAAAGUAUCACUGAGGAUACUGUGACUGUCUUGGAGACAACUGUGAAAUUGAAAACUUUUUCAGAACACUUAACCUCCUACAUAUGUUUUCUUAGGAAGAUUCUUCCCUAUCAGUUAAAAAGUUUAGAAGAAGAAUGUGAAUCCUCUCUUUGCACAUCUGCGUUAAGAGCCAGGAAUCUAGAGCUGUCCCAGGACAUGAAAAAGAUGACAGCUGUGUUUGAGAAGCUGCAGACUUACAUAGCUCUUCUUGCCUUGCCAAGUACAGAGCCAGAUGGACUCCUUCGGACAAACUACAGUUCUGUGUUAACAAAUGUUGGUGCUGCUCUGCAUGGAUUUCAUGACGUUAUGAAAGAUAUUUCCAAGCAUUAUAGUCAAAAAGCUACAAUAGAGCAUGAACUUCCAACAGCAACACAGAAGCUGAUAACAACUAAUGACUGUAUCCUGUCAUCAGUAGUGGCAUUAACAAAUGGAGCAGGAAAGAUUGCAUCCUUCUUCAGCAACAAUUUGGACUACUUCAUUGCUUCACUGAGCUAUGGACCUAAGGCAGCGAGUGGAUUCAUUAGUCCUCUUUCAGCUGAAUGCAUGCUACAGUAUAAGAAAAAAGCUGCUGCCUAUCUGAAGUCUUUGCAAAAGGUUCAACAGAGUUUGGAAAAGAUUUCUAAACUGGAGCAGGAAAAAGAACAUUGGAUGUUGGAAGCACAAUUAGCCAAAAUCAAGCUAGAGAAAGAAAACCAGCGAAUUGCAGAUAAGCUGAAGAAUACAGGUAGUGCCCAGCUGGUUGGGCUGGCCCAGGAAAAUGCUGCCAUGUCAAAUGCUGCUGGCCAGGAUGAAGCCACAGCUAAGGCUGUGUUGGAGCCCAUUCAGAGGACCAGUCUAGUUCCAGAUGUGGAAUCUCGUGAAGACUUAAUUAAAAAUCACUACAUGGCAAGGAUAGUGGAACUUACGUCUCAGUUGCAGCUGGCUGACAGUAAGUCAGUGCAUUUUUAUGCUGAGUGCCGAGCACUCUCUAAAAGACUGGCCUUGGCUGAAAAGUCUAAGGAAGCAUUGACAGAAGAAAUGAAACUUGCCAGUCAGAACAUCAGCAGACUUCAGGAUGAGCUGACAACUACCAAGAGGAGUUACGAGGAUCAGUUAAGUAUGAUGAGUGACCACCUGUGCAGCAUGAAUGAGACAUUAUCUAAACAGAGAGAAGAGAUUGACACACUAAAGAUGUCCAGUAAGGGGAAUUCUAAAAAGAACAAGAGUCGAUAGUUUUGAAAUAGCUGGUUGGCGACUGUUCUUUCCAGACCUGCUCCUGCUGCACAGAGCCGCAGGGCUGAGACCACGUCCAUGCUGGCUGCCUUCAGGAAGCUAAAGUAUUGUUGGACCUAGUAAACUAGUCAGUGUUGGAAAUGGCCUGGAAAUACUUAAAACAUAUUUGUAACCAGCGAGGCAAAUACAGAAGUUGAUGUCGGCAGUAAAUGGAAAACAAUACAUAUAUCAUGGAUAUUGUAGGUUUCCUUAUGCUGUUUUUACUGUGCACUUUUUAAAAUUUGGUUUUAAUUUCAGUAUGUAAGAACAACAAAUAUUUUGUAUACUUUCAAACUCAAUUAUAUGGUAAUCGAUUUGGUAUCUAUGGAAUAGAUAUAUGUUUCUGGAAAAAAAUGCUUAAAUUGUCAAACUGUCAUUACUUCUUACUAUAGUUGAAGGCAUUCUCCAGAUUCUUUUUAAAAGAUUUGUUCAUAUUUCCCUCUCUCUCUCUCUCUCUCUCUCUGUCUAUUUCUUUCUCUCUCUCUUCUUUCUCUCUGAGGGGGAGGGAGCCCUGCAAACUUCAGAUCCUGUGGGUUUAGUAUCAUUAUCUUCAGCUCUUUGAUACCCUGUGUUAGAGUAAUAGCUAAAGGAAGUUCAUGUCAAUAAAUUCACACUUAUAUCACA